Messenger RNA from Prorocentrum cordatum, 985 nucleotides. Lineage: Eukaryota; Dinophyceae; Prorocentrales; Prorocentraceae. The record is from the annotation of a GenBank genome assembly.
GGGAGCGGCUGGUUGCGGGCCCGCAGAAGCAGUUCGCCGCGCUGCUGGGCUGCUGCUUCGCCAGCACCACUGGCGCCCUGCUGCUCGCGCGCCAGGACAUCGCUGGCGCCGUGGUGGCGGCCAUGCUGCUCGGCGCGGCCGGCCUCGAGGCGUUCCUGGACUUCUGCGCCGGCUGCUUCAUGUUCACAUACAUGAUCAAGUUCGGUUUCGUCACGUCGAAGGUGAACGACAUGGCCAUCAGCCAGAAGUCCUUGAUGCAGGCGCAGAUGGACCACCAGGACGACUUCUCCGGCGAGCUGCGUCCGCUCGAGGAGUACGUUCACCGCCAGCCCGGCCAGCCUGAGACGCCGGCGGACCUCCGCGUGAAGUUCCGCAAGACGGACGAGCACAAGCGACGCGGCUUCCACCCCGUCAAGCACGUGGCGAUCGGGGACUUCAUGAUGCCGCUCGGCAUCGCUGCGCUGGCGAUGGCCUGGAAGCUCGGCAACUACACGCCGGCGCUCGAGACUGGCCGCAUGUGCGGCGACACCACGUGGCGCGUGCUGAUGUGGAUCUCCGUUGGUCUGUCCGGAGCCCUGCUGGCCCUGCUGUUCGCGAAGCUCCUGAUCUUCCCGCGCAAGCUCCUCAAGGAGGUGUCGCACCCGAUGAAGUCGGGCAAUUGCGCGACGCUGCCCACGUGCCUGGUGAUUUAUGCUUUCCUGCUGUGGGACAGCGACGACUACGACACCCCCGACUACGACACCAGAAAGGAGGUGAAGCAGCUGUGCGUCGUUCUGUUCUGGAUCGGCGCCGCCCUGCUGAAGGCGCUCAUGGUCUACAGGCUCGCCUGGGUCGUCGGCAACCGCGCCAACCAGGACCACAAGCAGGCGCAGAUACUGCUCCCCAUCAUCGGAUGCAUGGUCGCUGCCAUGGUGGCUCCGAUCUUUGACGGCUUCGACGACGUGUGGGGCUACACCGAGUUCGGCUGGUUCUUUUUCGGCCUGGC